This is a messenger RNA of Austrofundulus limnaeus, 1699 nucleotides long. It is a transcript of the gene cdk4, whose product is annotated as cyclin dependent kinase 4. Gene Ontology annotation, molecular function: cyclin-dependent protein serine/threonine kinase activity; cyclin binding; ATP binding. The transcript has 8 exons. Gene Ontology annotation, cellular component: cyclin-dependent protein kinase holoenzyme complex; nucleus; cytoplasm. The record is from RefSeq and is a predicted model, not a curated record. Gene Ontology annotation, biological process: signal transduction; G1/S transition of mitotic cell cycle; regulation of gene expression. NCBI's taxonomy places the organism in Eukaryota, Metazoa, Chordata, Actinopteri, Cyprinodontiformes, Rivulidae. Bases 262 to 1185 code for a protein of 307 amino acids.
ACAGAGUUGCCAGAAGCAGAAGACGAACGGGAGUGGAAAAGUAGAAGUGGAGGCCAAAAUCAAAUCGUCUGAUCGGCUUUGUUCACAUCACAUCCACUGCCGGGCUGUAAACCUUAGCCUUGACCCGACUUGCCCAGCUUUGACCCGGUUCUGGACGAGUUAGACGUGGCAGAAURAGCAUGUUUUGCUUUUCGAGCUAAAAAGUGAGCUCGCUUGCCGCUGAGGAGGUGGAAGAAAAGCAGCCGAGUCCGUUUCACUGUGAUGAUGGCCCAUUGCACCAGUCUCCAGUACGAGCCGGUGGCAGAGAUCGGCGGCGGCGCCUACGGCACCGUUUAUAAAGCCCGGGACACUGAGAGCGGCAAGUUUGUGGCUUUGAAGAACGUCCGUGUCCAGGCGGACCAAAAUGGCCUCCCGGUCUCCACGGUCAGAGAGGUGGCGCUGUUGAGACGUCUCGAGCAGUUCGACCACCCCAACGUGGUCAGGCUUAUGGACGUCUGCGCCAUCCAGAGGUCGGACCAGGAAACCAAAGUCACCCUGGUGUUUGAGCACGUGGACCAAGACCUGAAGACGUACUUAGAAAAAGCUCCAGCACCGGGAUUAUCUCCUGACCGCAUUAAAGAUCUGAUGAGGCAGUUGCUGUGCGGCCUUGCAUUUCUUCACUCUAACCAUGUGAUGCACAGAGACCUGAAACCAGAGAACAUUCUGGUGACCAGUCAGGGUCAGGUGAAGCUGGCUGAUUUUGGCCUCGCCAAGAUCUACAGCUGCCACAUGGCCCUCACUCCUGUGGUGGUGACUCUGUGGUACAGACCUCCUGAAGUUCUGCUGCAGUCCACAUACGCCACCCCUGUGGAUAUCUGGAGCACCGGCUGCAUCUUCAGYGAGAUGUUCAGACGCAAACCAUUGUUUUGUGGAGAGUCAGAAAUGGACCAACUUGGGAAGAUUUUUGAGGUUAUCGGUUUGCCGCCGGAUGAGGAGUGGCCGGCGGGCGUUACAGUGACGAGAAAAAACUUUGCCCCCGUCAAGGCUCGCCCAAUCACCGAUUUUGUUCCAGAGAUAAACGACCAGGGGGCAAAACUCUUGAUGCAAAUGCUGAUGUUUGACCCUCUGAAACGAAUAUCGGCCCUGGAUGCACUUGAACAUUCCUAUUUCCACGACGAGAAGACGUCGACUCAGACAGAUAGUUGAAGUCAGGCGGUAGAAAAGCGCAGCAGGAGGUAACUGUGGCUUUACGUUUAGGAUUAGAUUUUUUAUUUUUUUUAUUGCGCUGCCUUUUGAGUACGGCCUCCGUUUGUUUGAUCCCAGAGGAGAAAUGAGGCUCCAACGCCGAGGACGGAAAGGAGAAACCUUGCGGACCACGAUUAAUUUUGAACUUGUAAAUGUCACAACUAAUGAUGUUACUGUAACACAAGCUAAAAGGACAGUACCAGUGUGUUUUAAUGUUGGUGAACAGAUCAGAAUGUCUGUCAGCUCAUCUGAAAUGCUGCCUCUGUUACUUUGUAGUGUCUCUGACAUGUGUUGGACUUCCCUGAGUGCCAAAUGUUUCUCACCGGAGGUAAAGCAAGAAUCAGAAAUGAAUUUUUUUUUAAAUCAUGUGGAACAAAAAGUAUGAAACAGUUACAACAAAACAAACAUGCAUUACAAAGAUCCUGGUAUUGCCCUUGUGUUAUUUCACCAAAUAAAAGUAUUUUUCUGGAUUUUA